Molecule: messenger RNA, 1242 nt
Organism: Prunus dulcis (almond)
Lineage: Eukaryota; Viridiplantae; Streptophyta; Magnoliopsida; Rosales; Rosaceae
Product: uric acid degradation bifunctional protein TTL
Exons: 5
Coding region: 98-1093 (331 amino acids)
Biological process (GO): purine nucleobase metabolic process
Molecular function (GO): hydroxyisourate hydrolase activity; carboxy-lyase activity
Source: RefSeq, a predicted model, not a curated record
UUCGACUGUCCCCUCAAUCUCCAGAGUCCAGUCUCGUAGUAUCAUAGAGAGCAGAGAAGAGAAGAUCUUUAUUUUUAUCUAUUCAAGAAAGGGAAAAAUGGGAUUACAAUUUGAGGAGGACGAGUUCUUAGCAUGCUGUGGAAGCACCAAAUUCGCCAAAGAAAUGGCGAAGGCAUCCCCUUUCUCAUCUCUCGACGAAGCUGUGACGGCGGCCAGAGAAAUUUGGUUCAACCAGGUUGAUGUCCAUGCUUGGCUCCAAGCGUUCUCUGCGCAUCCUCAGAUCGGACACUCGUCUUCUUCUUCUAACGCCACCUCUGCUCAGUGGAGUAAGGGAGAGCAGGCAACUGCCUUUGCAACUGCCACUAAUUCUAGCUUGCAGGAACUGUCUGAAUGGAAUGCUAAAUACAGGCAGAAGUUUGGGUUUAUAUUUCUAAUUUGUGCAUCUGGAAAGAGUACUGAUGGGAUACUUUCUGAGUUGAAGAAACGAUAUCCAAACAGGCCGAUAGCUGAGUUUGAGAUUGCAGCUCAGGAGCAGAUGAAAAUAACGGAACUCCGUCUUGCGAAGCUCUUUUCAACCAAAGAAAAUGUUGCCUCCACAUGCAACAAGAAUCCCACACUUGCAAAGAAAGUGGAAGAAGAUCGUGUGAGCGUUAUUGGAGCGCAUCUAACUGCUGCUUCUGAUGCUUCAUCUGUAAAAAAAUCUCAAGCUCCACCUCGAACUCGUCCACCCAUCACAACCCAUGUCUUGGAUGUUUCUCAAGGAUCUCCAGGUGCCGGUGUUGAGGUAUGUUUGGAAAUGUGGAAGGGUCCUCAACCUCGUCCCAUGUUUGGUGAGUCAGAUGUAGGCGGUUGGCUGUGUCUAGGGUAUUCAACUACGGAUAAUGAUGGUCGAAUUGGUCAGUUGAUGAGCAUAGUUGAUGUAGUGAACCCAGGCAUAUACAGGAUAAAUUUUAACACAGGUAAGUACUGCCCGGGUGGGUUCUUUCCUUAUGUUUCUAUCGUGUUUGAAAUCAGAGAGUCACAGAAGUGGGACCAUUUUCAUGUUCCUCUGCUGCUGUCACCUUUCUCAUUCACAACGUACCGUGGAAGUUAGGCUUAUGUGUAGCUCAGCUGAAAAAUGAAUAGCCUGUAAUUUUACUUGAUAUUUUCUGGUUGGUUGUGUGUAGUCAAAAGACGGCUUUGUUGAUGUGAACUAAAAUCUUGAAGAAGAUAAACUCUAAUGGAAAACAAUAUCGUUCUCCA